AAGCCCCCACCCCUCACAACCAACCCAUUACAGCAAACACACCCUCAUUUUCAGCUCUCAAAUUGAAAGACUGCUUUCGAAAUCAAACAUUUCGAUUUGAAAUUUAGGGUUUGGGUGAUUGUUAGUGUCUAUGAAGUUGGAGGAGGAAGCAAUGGCGUGUAGAAACGAGGAGGAGAGGGAGGAGGAGGAAAAGCUGACCCACCACCAUCACCAGCAACAAUUGCAAUGGUGUGCGGUAGGGGCUGGGUUGCCUCAGCAGCUGAGGAAGGUUGUUGUGGUUGGUUACGCUCUUACGUCUAAGAAGACGAAGAGCUUCUUGCAGCCCAAGCUCGAAGGCCUAGCUAGGAAUAAGGGGAUACUAUUUGUUGCUAUUGAUCAAAACCAGCCCCUCUCGGAUCAAGGUCCAUUUGACAUUGUGUUGCAUAAGUUAUCAGGAAAAGAGUGGCGCCGGAUUAUUGAGGACUACCGGCAAACUCAUCCAGAAGUAACAGUUCUUGAUCCUCCAGAUGCCAUACAGCAUUUACACAAUCGCCAAUUCAUGCACCAGGCUGUUGCUGAUCUGAACUUGUCCGACUCCUACGGCAAAGUUGGUGUUCCCAGGCAAUUGGUUAUCAAGAGAGACGCAUCAUCCAUCCCUGAUGCGGUUGCCAAAGCUGGGCUAAGAUUACCAUUCGUUGCAAAGCCUUUGGUUGCCGAUGGAAGUGCAAAGUCACAUGAAUUAUCACUUGCUUAUGACCAAAACUCCCUUCAAAAGCUUGAACCUCCACUUGUUCUUCAGGAGUUUGUUAACCAUGGAGGUGUUCUCUUUAAGGUAUAUAUAGUUGGUGAAUCCAUAAAAGUGGUCAGACGUUUCUCUCUACCUGAUGUCAGUAAAAGGGAGCUCUCCAAAAGUGCCGGUGUUCAUCGUUUUCCAAGGGUUUCUUGUGCUGCAGCUUCAGCGGAUGAUGCGGAUCUGGACCCUGGUGUUGCUGAGCUUCCCCCACGACCUUUGCUCGAGAGACUUGCAAAGGAACUUCGCCGUCGACUGGGACUCCGACUGUUCAACUUGGAUAUUAUCCGAGAUCAUGGUAGCAGAGAUCAUUUCUAUGUCAUUGACAUUAAUUAUUUCCCUGGGUAUGGAAAGAUGCCAGAAUAUGAGCACAUAUUCACAGAUUUUCUUUUGAGCCUGGUGCAAGGAAAGUACAAAAAAUGAUCAUGCUAGAAACUGUUAAAUAGCGCCUUUGUGGAUGGAACCAAGUAGCGCCACUCAAAGGGAGAAGAAAUAUCCUCUCGCCUCAAUAAGUAUCUGCAGAAGAAAGUGGCACUCUCUCACCCGAAGUUCAAGGUUUUCUGCUUAACCCGCUACCAUGCAUAGGGUGUUGUGUGAUUCUUGGCAGCGGCUGGAGGAGGGAACAUAACCAAGUGGAAAUGGUCCAGACCUUUAACGUGUGUAAUUUCCUACUGUCUGGCAGGAUAUGUUUCCAACUUUCCGUUUUAAGCACCCAACUUGUACAAAGUUCAAGAAUCCAUCUUUUAGGCAGUUCUCAUGAAUCUAACUAAGCUUUUGUUCUUCAUUCUUUUUUGUGUCUUCCAAAUAUUUCGUGCUUGUAAUUUGGUGAUGUAAGCAGUUGGCGAAAACGCACAAUGUAAGAUUCCCUAGCUUUUUACAGCUUUCUAUCAAAUAGAAAGGUGAAAGAAGCUCAGAUGUUGAAUAAGAUUUUUUGCCAUUCUAUA
This is a messenger RNA of Alnus glutinosa, 1713 nucleotides long. Its product is annotated as inositol-tetrakisphosphate 1-kinase 3-like. The coding region runs from base 131 to 1192 and encodes 353 amino acids. NCBI's taxonomy places the organism in Eukaryota, Viridiplantae, Streptophyta, Magnoliopsida, Fagales, Betulaceae. The record is from RefSeq and is a predicted model, not a curated record. Gene Ontology annotation, biological process: inositol trisphosphate metabolic process. Gene Ontology annotation, cellular component: cytoplasm. The transcript has 10 exons. Gene Ontology annotation, molecular function: inositol-1,3,4-trisphosphate 6-kinase activity; ATP binding; inositol-3,4,5,6-tetrakisphosphate 1-kinase activity.